UAUAAUUGUGAUUUUCUAUUUAUACUCAGAUAUUUUAAAUUUAGUUAUAAUUAAUAAAACGAAAAAUAUCAAAUUAAAAUUAUUAAGUAGUAAUAAAAAAAUAAAAUGAUUUAAGAAUAAAAUUAGAAUAUCGAUCCUGAAUUAGAUGAAAUUUAGUUUGAUGAUUAUGUUAAAAAAGCAUAAAAUACUCACACCUAAAACAAUUAAUUAAAAACACAUGUAAAAAAUUUAGAAGAUGCUUUAAAAAAUAUGAAUUAAUAAUAAGCAACAGAAUAAUAAGCAGCAUAGAGCUCUCCUAAAGUUGCAAAAACUCUUUGUCUUGGUUUAUGCUAUUUAAUUAUUAAAAUAGUAUUUGCAACAGGCUCUUCUAUUACUUUUGGUGUUUUAUUUUAUAUAUUCUAAAAAUAUGAUGAACAUAACGACUACUGCGAAAACGAAACUCUCAAAAAAUGGGCCUUAUCUAUAAGCAUUUUAUUUUUUAUAAACAGUGGUUUAUUCUUUUUAGAAUUUUUAGAGGAGAUCUUUCUCAAAUAAGAAUACAAUGAAAAAGGCCCUUUGGGCAUUUUAUUGUAUCCUUUAAAAUCUUUAGUUGGAAUUGGCUUUUUUACUUGUUUAAUUGGACUUCAAAUAAAUAAUUCAAGUGAAUGUGGUUCUCUAUACAAGGUUACUUUAGCUUACUGUAUAAUAACUUAUAUAGGUUUUGGAAUAUUAGGAUUGGCCUUAAUAUUCAUGUGCUUAGCAUUUAUAAUUAGAAAAAUAAGUGGAUGA
Molecule: messenger RNA, 768 nt
Organism: Tetrahymena thermophila SB210
Lineage: Eukaryota; Ciliophora; Oligohymenophorea; Hymenostomatida; Tetrahymenidae
Product: transmembrane protein, putative
Exons: 1
Source: RefSeq, a predicted model, not a curated record